AUGAUGUUCAGCGGAAACACAAAGACACGGCAGAGGAUGGGCGCAGCCGGGAAUCCUGGAGCAAAUCGCACCCAUGUGCAGCAGAGGCGUGCCCCCAGACUGGUUGUGCAGGCCCACUGGCUUCGUGCAAAAAGCGCGCCGAGACUUGUGCGCCGCCGUUUGGCCUGUUUGCGCUUGCCCCGCGCUGAUUGGCCACCGCCGCUCCUUCCAGAACUGACCGCCACGCCACUUUGGGUUUCUUCACCAAUUUGCGCAGAGCUCUGGACGACCUGUUGUGGCACGAAUAUCGAGCGCAGAAACACCGUUCCGCUCAGCCAAUACACCGGUGCCUGUUAUACAGCAGCGAGACGUGCUCUUGUGUGCCCGCCGACCGCGCCAGCGCCUCUGCUGAAUAUUGACUCCAGACGGCAACCGCCUGUGUGGGACGAGGACUUGUUUCCGUAUCCUCCACGCCAGCCAGCAGCCAUGGAAGCUGAGAUCAGAACCCAGAUCCCUAGCAUUGAUCCCGUCUUGUCGGAGUACUCGGUGGGGUACUUGACCCAUGCGGCCAACUCAUUCUCUUCCGACUCGGAUCCCAAUGCCCCUUCCCCGCUCGAGGAAGCAGCCGCUACUGUAGCCGCCCUGCUACUCUCUGCUUCUGGCAAUUUGUCAGAAGACAAUGAGACGGCCAUCACGAAUCUCGUGAACAAAUUCAUCUCACGCCUCAAUGCGGCAAACGGCACCGAUGGCGAACGCCGUCAAGUGGCCCCCUCGGCCAGGAAGCUUGACCAGGCCGUCCACGUGGGCUCCUCAAAGAACAUGUCCGCGACUCUUGGUCUUUCCGGCGGCACUGUUGAUCUUGAGUCAGCCAACACUCGUAAGGUAGAAUCCAGGGUGGACCGGAAGAAACUGGAGAAAGCCGAGCGUAAACUGCGUGCCAAGCAAGACCGUAAAGAGUUCAAAAACGUCGAGUAUGAGGCUUCCAAACUGCUCGACGUGCCCAAUGAGGCACAGAGCUAUGAAGAAUUCUACAUGGCUGUUAAUCCCCUACAAGCGGGCAAUGAUUCCGCCAACAAGAGCAAGGACAUUAAAAUUGAUAGCUUUGAUGUCUCCAUGCCUGGCCUGCGUAUCCUGACCGAUGCGUCUCUGACACUGGCUUACGGCCGAAGAUAUGGUUUGGUCGGUCAGAACGGUAUCGGUAAAUCUACGUUGCUUCGAGCCCUUGCUCGACGUGAAGUCUCGAUUCCGACACAUAUCUCCAUUCUUCACGUAGAGCAAGAAAUCACCGGUGACGACACUCCUGCCCUUCAAGCUGUCUUGGAUGCGGAUGUUUGGCGAAAGCAUCUUCUCAGGGAGCAGGAGAAAAUCACCAAAGAACUUAACGAACUGGAAGCUGAGCGUGCCUCCAUGGCAGACACGUCUGCAGAUGCCGAAAGACUUGACAAACAGCGUGAGGGCCUCGAUACUACUCUCAGCGAUGUCCACUCCAAGCUUGCAGAGAUGGAAUCUGACAAAGCAGAAUCCAGAGCUGCAAGUAUCCUGGCAGGUCUCGGGUUCUCAACCGAACGUCAACAGUAUGCGACAAGGACUUUCUCCGGAGGAUGGAGAAUGCGAUUGGCUCUGGCCCGAGCUUUGUUUUGCGAGCCAGACCUCUUACUUCUCGAUGAGCCGUCGAACAUGUUGGACGUUCCAUCUAUCACCUUCUUGGCAAACUACCUCCAAGACUACCCCAGCACUGUUCUUGUUGUAUCUCACGACAGAGCCUUCCUCAACGAGGUUGCCACAGAUAUCAUCCACCAGCACUCUGAGCGACUCGACUACUACAAGGGCGGUAACUUCGAUUCCUUCUAUGCCACCAAAGAGGAGCGACGCAAGACUGCGAAGCGCGAGUACGAGAAACAAAUGGCAGAGCGUGCGCACUUGCAAGCUUUCAUCGACAAGUUCAGGUACAAUGCUGCCAAGUCUUCGGAGGCUCAAUCCAGAAUCAAGAAGCUGGAGCGUAUGCCAGUCCUGCAGGCACCCGAGGCGGAGUACACAGUCCACUUCAAGUUCCCCGAGGUGGAGAAGAUGUCACCUCCUAUCAUCCAGAUGAGUGGCGUCUCGUUCGGCUACAGCAAGGAUAACAUCUUGCUGAAGAAUGUCGAUCUUGAUGUGCAGCUCGACUCACGUAUUGGUAUCGUUGGUCCCAACGGUGCUGGUAAGACGACAGCCCUGAAGCUACUGAUCGGUGCCCUGCAGCCUACCACUGGUUUGAUAUCGCAGAACCCUCGACUUCGAGUAGGUUUCUUCGCCCAGCACCACGUUGAUGCUCUGGACUUGAACAACAGUGCUGUGGGAUUCAUGGCCAAGCAGUACCCUGGCAAGCCGGACGAGGAGUACCGUCGUCACCUGGGCGCUUUCGGUAUCACCGGUAUGACAGGUCUUCAGAAGAUGGAGCUGCUAUCUGGAGGACAGAAAUCGCGUGUUGCUUUUGCCUGCCUUGCUUUGACCAACCCGCACAUCCUUGUUCUGGACGAGCCCUCGAACCAUUUGGACAUUGAAGCUAUGGAUGCUCUGUCAGAAGCCCUGCAGAAAUUCCAGGGUGGUGUCCUGAUGGUUAGUCACGAUGUCACGAUGCUGCAGAACGUAUGCACAAGCCUGUGGGUGUGCGAUGGUGGUACCGUUGAGCACUUCGACGGUUCGGUACAGGCGUACAAGCGCAGAAUCACAGCACAGGCCAACGCGGCUGGUGUUGUAGCGAAGCACUGA
Molecule: messenger RNA, 2727 nt
Organism: Ascochyta rabiei
Lineage: Eukaryota; Fungi; Ascomycota; Dothideomycetes; Pleosporales; Didymellaceae
Product: ATP-binding cassette, regulator of translational elongation
Exons: 2
Coding region: 1-2727 (908 amino acids)
Molecular function (GO): ATP binding; ATP hydrolysis activity
Source: RefSeq, a predicted model, not a curated record